UCCCUCAAAGGUGCCAAGGUCUACACCGUCGCCUCGGACGACAAGGAGCUGCGGGCUAUCCUGAAGAGGGGCAUGCAGAUGGUAGAAUCCGAUUCGAACCUCAAGCGCAAGGGGAGGUUCAGGGACUACGUGUUCACCCAGAAGUUCAGUACCUUUGACACGAGAAACGAGGCGGCUGCCACCAGUCCGUUCCAUGGCUUCUUUACCCUAUUCUGGAUCGCCGUCGCCAUCUUCAUGCUCAAAAUAGGGGCAGAGAACUGGAAGAAGACUGGCAACCCCCUGGGCACCAACGACAUCAUGAAGUACAUGUUCCAGAGGGAUGUCGUGGUUCUUUUACUUUCGGACGGGAUCAUGUGUGGGCUCACGGGCGUGAGCUGGAUCCUGCAGCUCCUGAUUUACAAAGGCUACAUGGACUGGGACGGGGCCGGCUGGAUCGUGCAGAACCUGUGGCAGACCAUCUUCAUCGGUGCCAACGUCGGCUGGACACAGCUCCGGAGCUGGCCCUGGUCCCAUACCGUCUUCUUCGUCCUUCAUACCCUCGUGAUGCUGAUGAAGCAGCAUUCCUACGCCUUCUACAACGGUCACCUGUCGACGGCCUACAAGGCGCGGGCAGAGCUCCUGCGCAGACUCAAGCAGCUCGAGCAGAUCGAAGCGUCCAAGCCGUCCUCAUCAUCGAGCCGGUCGACAGGCGUAGCUGCGGCGGCUUCGGCCUAUCUGAACAGACGGCCCUCCGUGAACGAUAUCAGACAGCGUCGACGGUCGCUCCACCCAGGUUCCGAUAACUUCAGCCAGGACCUCGAGGAGAUCGAGGCCGCCAUCGAGUCAAGCAGGCCACUUGACCUCGAGCAGAUCCGGGUGUUUGAGAACAUCAUCCAAUGGGAGAUUGACGGGCUCACCGAGGAGCUCACAGGCAAAUCGACAUCCCCAGAAAGAGCUUACCCCAGAAAUCUGACGCUGAGGAACCAUUACCAAUACAUCGUCUUCCCGACUGUCGUGUACGAGCUUGAGUACCCUCGCGCCGAAAGCAUCAGCUGGCGCUACGUCGGAGAGAAGGCCGCUGCCACAUUUGGUGUCAUAUUCGUGAUGAUUGCCGUAUCCCAGGCCUUCAUCUACCCGGUGGUGAUGAGGACCGAGGCCAUGAAGGAGACGGGCAUGCCGCUGGCAGACCGGAUGAAGGAGUUCCCGUGGAUGCUGUCCGACUUGAUCUUCCCGCUCAUGAUGGAGUACCUCCUGAGCUGGUAUGUUAUCUGGGAGGCCAUACUCAAUCUUCUCGGCGAGCUCACCUAUUUUGCCGACCGCGAGUUCUAUGCCGACUGGUGGAACUCGGUGUCGUGGGACCAGUUCGCGAGGGACUGGAAUCGGCCGGUCCACAACUUCCUGUUACGGCAUGUUUAUCACUCUUCUAUCUCAGCUAUGAAGGUCAACAAGCACACUGCCACUCUAAUCACCUUCUUCCUGUCGGCAUGUGUGCACGAGCUGGUCAUGUGGUGCAUCUUCAAGAAACUCAGGGGCUAUUUGUUGAUGCUGCAGAUGUUUCAGCUACCACUUGUGCGACUGAGUAGGACAAAGUGGUUGAAAGGCAGACAAACAUUGGGGAACGUUAUCUUCUGGCUUGGCAUCUUUACAGGGCCGUCAACCCUGUGCUCUUUGUAUCUGAUACUGUAAUCGUCAUCUGCUAGAUAAUUUUGGACAGGCAAAUCUCAUUAGAUCGAC
Messenger RNA from Cryphonectria parasitica EP155, 1713 nucleotides. Its product is annotated as MBOAT-domain-containing protein. Gene Ontology annotation, molecular function: ergosterol O-acyltransferase activity. The transcript is spliced from 3 exons. The record is from RefSeq and is a predicted model, not a curated record. Gene Ontology annotation, biological process: ergosterol metabolic process. Lineage: Eukaryota; Fungi; Ascomycota; Sordariomycetes; Diaporthales; Cryphonectriaceae. Bases 73 to 1665 code for a protein of 530 amino acids. Gene Ontology annotation, cellular component: endoplasmic reticulum membrane.